UGUUGGCUGCGCGAUAGAUAGGUCUGCAGGUAGAUAAAUAAAUAGAUUCAGAAAUUCGAUUCUUUUUGUGUUUUUUACGAUAGCGAUUGUAUUCCACAACUACUGAACUACCGAGUCCCGUGGAUUUGAAGCUUUAAUAAAAUGGCUAACGCGUCUAUGGAAACGGUCCCGAAAAGCUUAAGAAAUCUGAGGGCUUGUCUUCUCUGUUCAUUGAUUAAAACUAUAGACCAGUUUGAAUAUGAUGGUUGCGAUAACUGCGAUGAAUAUCUUCAUAUGAGAGGAAAUCGAGAUAUGGUUUAUGAUUGCACAAGUUCUUCAUUUGAUGGAAUAAUUUCGUUAAUGAGCCCAGAGGAUAGUUGGGUUGCUAAAUGGCAAAGAACAAAAAAUUUCAAACCCGGAUGCUAUGCCAUAUCCGUCACGGGUCGACUUCCUGCAAGUAUUAUAAGAGAUUUGAAAGCAACAUCUGGAGUUGUUUACAGGUCAAGAGACACAAGUCAGAAGUCAUCAAGUUGAUGAUUAGUUAAAAAUGUGUGUUGCUCCCUACUUACUGGUGAGGGCCGCUAUCUGGUUUAAUGCGAUGCGAAUUUCAAAACAAAAAUUGUCAUCUUAUCAACUGCAAUGUAUAUAAUAUCACAGAAGAUAUGCAAUUGAAAGUGUGUGUUCACUUGCUGAAAUUUUCGCUUCAUGAUGUAGUGCAGGAUUUUCAACCAUUGUUCUCUCUUCGCAAAUUUCAGAAGUGAAAUUAACUUCUUCAAUAAUAACAUACUAUUCCAGCAAUAUUAUGUGAUCCUAAUAGCCACUUCAGUGCUUGUAAAACUUACCCCCAAUUAGAGAACAUGAUAUUAGAGGUGUACCAAUACCACUUUUGUCACCGAUACCAGCUAAAAAGGCCGAUAUCGAUACACGGAUAUUCGAAAACGACCGAUAUUCCGAUACUAUUUGAUUAUUACCUAAGUGUGCAGGACAGGCGGUUUAAAAUAAUAUAUAUAUAUUAUUAAGAAGUAGAUGUUUGGGAUCCAAAUGCGUUAAUUGAUUCAGAUGCAUUGAGCACUGGCGCUAGUAAUCUCUGUGUUCAAUUAGAAAACUAAUGGGAUUUGGCUACUGUUGGUGGUAAACUAAAUAAAUGUUUAGCCUACUUAUCAUAUGAAACUGAUACAUUGAGGUACGUGUGCAGGAUUUUGGGCCAAUAUAACGUCGUAUUUUAUAUUUUACUAGAGACCGGCCAGAAUACGAUUCCCGUUUCUAUUAGCAGGUUUGGGGACGUGCAUGGCUCUUAGUUCUCGAUAUAUCAAAGAAAAAUAAUUUUAAGAUCAGUAUUCUAACCUAAUUUUUAAAACAUUCUGGAUCAUAUUGAAAAGCUAAAUAUAUCGGAAAUAUGCCGAAAAAUUGGCCGAUAUCGAUACAUCUCUACAUGAUAUAGGUUAUUCCGCCAUUUGAUGAAAAUUUUCAAAACUGUUCGAGGUACUCAUGACUUAAAACAGGCUUUUUGUGUGGAAUUGCCAUGCACACGUAUCUGAAGAUGAUAAGAGACACUGGUUUACCACCUCAUUGUGGAAUGCAAUCAUUUUUCACAUGAUUUGUUCAAAUGUGCUUUUAUGAUAAUAUAAAUUUUGAAGAGUCUA
Molecule: messenger RNA, 1622 nt
Organism: Styela clava
Lineage: Eukaryota; Metazoa; Chordata; Ascidiacea; Stolidobranchia; Styelidae
Product: transcription elongation factor SPT4-A-like
Biological process (GO): transcription elongation by RNA polymerase II; regulation of DNA-templated transcription; transcription elongation-coupled chromatin remodeling
Cellular component (GO): DSIF complex; nucleus
Molecular function (GO): RNA polymerase II complex binding; zinc ion binding
Source: RefSeq, a predicted model, not a curated record